Pelodiscus sinensis (Chinese soft-shelled turtle) is the source of this 1041-nucleotide messenger RNA. The record is from RefSeq and is a predicted model, not a curated record. NCBI's taxonomy places the organism in Eukaryota, Metazoa, Chordata, Testudines, Trionychidae.
AUGGAUUUCCUCCAUUACCAAAGGCACUUGUCCUGUGACCAUCAUCCUGGACCCCAAGGACAGAAGAAGACAUCAGGAGACCGUACGGUAGAUACCGGAGACAUUGGUCCCAUUCUACUCUACUCCAUGUCAGAUUCCAACACAACCCAUUUCACUAACCCCUCCGUCUUCAUCCUGCUGGGCAUUCGUGGCCUGGAGACAGCCCAUGUCUGGAUCGCCAUCCCCUUCUGCAUUAUGUACCUCAUAACCCUCUUGGGGAACUGCACCAUCUUGUUCAUUGUGAAGACUGAAUCGAAGCUCCAUGGACCCAUGUACUAUUUCCUCUGCAUGCUGGCCAUCACUGACCUCAUCCUGUCCACUUCCAUCCAGCCCAAAAUGCUGAGCCUCUUCUGGUUCAAUUCCAGGGAGAUCGGUUUCAAUGCCUGCCUCACCCAGCUUUUUUUCUUUCACUGUUUCUCAGAGAUAGAGUCGGGGAUCUUCGUGGCCAUGGCGUUUGAUCGCUACGUGGCCAUCUGCCAUCCCCUGCGACAUUCCACCAUCCUCACAAACUCGGUGGUGAGCAAUGUCUGUCUGGCCGUGGUGCUGCGUGGUGGCUUCAUCAUACUGCCCUACGUCCUCCUGGCAAGGCAGCGGUCAUAUUGUAGAUCAAACGUCAUCUCUGUGCCUUUUUGCGUGCACAUGGCCGUGGUAGAGCUGGCCUGUGGUGACACCAGUGUCAGUAAUUAUUAUGGGUUAUUUGUACUAUUCUGUGUUAAUGGUCUGGAUGUGAUUUUUAUUGUUGUUUCCUACACUCAGAUCCUCAGGGCCAUCUUCCGCCUCCCCACAACGGACGCCCGGCUCAAGACUUUUGGCACCUGCAUUUCCCAUCUCUGUUCUAUUAUAAUAUUUUACAUCCCUGGUCUUUUCUUCUCCCUCGUGAACCGAUUUGACAAGAAGAAGCCUCACCCUUUCCAUGUUCUCAUUAGCAACCUGUACGUCCUGAUGCCCCACAUGUUAAACCCCAUCAUCUAUGGGGCAUUUGUCCUGCGACCAUCAUCCUAG